AUGGUUGAAUCUGGUCUUAAAGAGCGGAAGUCAGCAGCUACCAAUGGUAACACUAAGGUAACCAAUGGUAAGCCAAAAAACACGGAUCACAGGGUCGAUAACAGCGGUGAAUUCGAGUUCGGGGGCUCACUUGGAACUGGAUUUGUGAUGGUCUUUUUCCCUAUACUCAUGUGGUAUCUGUGGGUUGGCCAAGUAUACUAUGAUGCUCAAUUGCCGCUGCCCAAGAGCGGCCAGCCAAUUUCAGAGUUUUUGGAAAGUCUCUACAGCAUGGCUCGCGAGAGCGCAAUGCCCACUCUCAAAACUUGGACAAUCUACUGGGGCUUCCUUGCGUACCAAAGUGUUCUCUAUAUCACUCUUCCCGGUGUAUGGACCAAGGGGAAUCCAAUCGCUCAUCGUAACAAUCUCCGCUUGGAUUACUACUGCAACGCUGUAUGGUCGUUCUACACAACUCUGGCCACGAUGGCUAUACUGCACGUGACCGGCAUUUUCCCGAUCACCACUCUAAUUGAUGAAUUCGGAUCUCUUAUGAGCGUUGCGAUCUUUUCAGGGAUUGGCGUUAGCUUUAUCGCCUACUUCAGCGCUGUUGCUAGGGGAGCUCAGUACAAAUUGACUGGUAGCUUUGUUUACGACUUCUUCAUGGGCGCUGAGCUGAAUCCCCGUAUCUUUGGCAUAAUGGAUUUGAAGAUGUUCUUCGAAGUCCGUUUGCCUUGGUUUAUUCUAUUCCUCACUACCUCCGCUGCGGCCGUUAAGCAGUAUGAGACUUACGGGUACCUUACGCCUCAGCUUGGCUUCUUUGUUUUGGCGCAUUGGUUGUAUGCCAACGCAUGCUGCAAGGGCGAAGAGCUUAUUGUCACAACCUUCGAUAUGUCUCAUGAGAAGUGGGGUUAUAUGCUUAUCUUCUGGAACAUGGCCGGUGUACCGAUGACAUACUGCCAUGGUGUUAUCUAUCUUAGCCGCCAUGCCCCAGAGGUGUACCAAUGGUCGUUGGGUGUCAAUAUCUUCGUUUUCACUCUGCUUCUGACCGCAUACUACAUAUUUGAUACCUGCAACAGUCAGAAGAAUCGAUUCAGACAGAUGGAGAAGGGCACUCUUGUUGUCCGCAAAUCUUUUCCCCAAUUGCCAUGGCAGACUCUCAAAAACCCGACUUACAUCAAGUGUAAGAACGGCGGAACUCUUCUUACUAGUGGAUGGUACGGAUUGGCCCGUAAAGUUCAUUACACUGCCGACUUUUGCCAAAUGUCAUCGUGGGGCCUUAUCUGCGGUUUCAACAGCCCUAUCCCAUGGUUCCUGCCAUGCUUCUUCAUUACUAUGAUUCUCCACCGUGCCUGGAGGGACACUGAAAGGUGCGCUAAGAAGUAUGGUGAAGACUGGGAGGAGUACAAGCGACAGGUUCCAUACUUGUUUAUUCCUUACGUCUUUUAA
Molecule: messenger RNA, 1422 nt
Organism: Morchella sextelata
Lineage: Eukaryota; Fungi; Ascomycota; Pezizomycetes; Pezizales; Morchellaceae
Exons: 4
Coding region: 1-1422 (473 amino acids)
Biological process (GO): ergosterol biosynthetic process
Cellular component (GO): endoplasmic reticulum membrane
Molecular function (GO): Delta24(24-1) sterol reductase activity
Source: RefSeq, a predicted model, not a curated record